Messenger RNA from Colletotrichum destructivum, 1626 nucleotides. RefSeq names its product Putative cytochrome P450. The coding region runs from base 1 to 1626 and encodes 541 amino acids. The record is from RefSeq and is a predicted model, not a curated record. The transcript is spliced from 4 exons. NCBI's taxonomy places the organism in Eukaryota, Fungi, Ascomycota, Sordariomycetes, Glomerellales, Glomerellaceae. Gene Ontology annotation, molecular function: heme binding; oxidoreductase activity, acting on paired donors, with incorporation or reduction of molecular oxygen; iron ion binding.
AUGGCAUCGGCACAAUUACCUCUGCUCGGAUUCACAGCAGCAUAUAGCGGUUUCGUUCUAUCAUCCGCCCGAAUAUUUGUUUUAGCUCCCUCGCUUCUUUUUCUAGUCUACGUCAUCGUCAACGAGAUCGUACGGCUUCGAUCUCGGGUUCCUCGUCUGGCGGGCCCAUGGGGGUAUCCCCUGGUCGGAAGCCUCCCCUCGAUCGAGGGCAAAGCCAACUCGGAAGAGUAUCGGAAAUGGGCCGCCAAGUACGGCGACGUGUUCCAGCUCCAGCUCGGAAACACCACGGCCGUGGUCGUCAACAGCGCCGCCGCCGCCCGUGCCCUGUUCAUCGCGCAGCGCGAGGCAACCAACGGGCGGCCCAUCUUCUACGUGCUGCACAAGAAGGUCCAGCGCGGUGGUCCGGUCACGAGCAUCGGAACGAGCCCGUGGGACGAGAGUUGCAAGCGACGGCGAAAGGUUGCCGCCACGGCGUUGAACAAGACGAGCGUCCAGAGUUAUUUGCCUAUCUUGAAUCUGGAGUCUCGGGCCUUCUUGCGAGACAUCUUGGCCACGUGCCAAAACGGAACAGUUGCCGUCAAUGUUUUGGAUCCAGCACGGAAGUUUUCCCUUAAUCUGAGUCUCACACUCAGUUAUGGCACCAGAGUCGAAAACGUCAAGGAUCUGCACGAAGACCUCUUGCUCUCGGAAAUCAUCUACAUCGAAGAGCAAAUCGCGGCAUUCCGAGAUGUCUCGUCGAACCUCUCCAACUACAUCCCCGUCCUGCGCCCGCUCCACGCCGUCGCGGCUUUCCUGGGAUUCCGGUCGGGCACGCACAUGGCCGACGUCGGGAACAGACGGCAGGCGUAUCACGCGGCACUGCAAGGGAACCUCCGCCGGGAGAUCGCCCGCGGCGCCGACCGCCCCUGCAUCCAGGGCAACGUUCUCAAGGACCCGGAGAGCAAAGGGCUCAGCGACGGCGAGCUCCUCAGCGUCAGCCUCAGCAUGAUGGCCGGGGCCGAUACCACGAAGAGGUCCAUCAUGUGGGCGAUGCUGCUCCUUGCCCAUCGCCAGGAUGUCCAAGACAAGGCGUACCGCGCGAUCGCCGAGUUUGAAGGCGGGCGUUUGCUGGAGAGUCCGGACGUGGCCCACACCAAUAUUGAGUAUCUCGAGGCCUUGACGAAGGAAGUCGGUAGAUAUUUUGUAGUCUUGCGGCUUGCGCUCCCGAAGUCCACCCAUUCGCAUGUCGACUGGCAAGAGUCGACGAUCCCUCCCCAGACGCUGAUGUUCUUGAACUCCUGGGCUUGCUCAAGAGACCCGGCCGUCUUUUCAGACCCCGAUUCCUUCACGCCCGAGCGGUGGUUAGACGACGACCAGACCGCGAACCGGCACCAAUACGCCUUCGGUAUCGGCGGCCGCAUGUGCGUGGCGAGCCACGUUGCCUCAAAGGCCCUCUACACGGUGCUUCUGCAUCUGGUUGCCCACUUCAGGAUUCUCCCGGCAGAGGGUUCUUCCGAUGAAGAGAUUGAUCCUGUCGCUGGGCUUGCGGUCCCGGGGAACCACCAAGCCGCGCCAAGAGCCAGGCAUGUAAGGAUCAUUCCGAGGAACCAAGGAUUCACCGGAGGCAUGCUGUCAGUAUCGACAUGA